Molecule: messenger RNA, 3170 nt
Organism: Panicum virgatum (switchgrass)
Lineage: Eukaryota; Viridiplantae; Streptophyta; Magnoliopsida; Poales; Poaceae
Exons: 10
Coding region: 537-2690 (717 amino acids)
Source: RefSeq, a predicted model, not a curated record
GGUUGAUACUUGGGUUGGGCUGCUUGAUGGGCUUUUUAUCUAACUUUAGGCCCACUAUUCUCUGGUUUUUCUUUCCUUUUAGAGAUAGUUGACGUGUAUGGCAAGAAAUAUCUACAUAUAUAGCACCGCCUAGCAAAUCGCCUUGAAACACCUAGGCUCGACUAAGCUCGCCUAGGCUCUAGGCGGAGGGUCACCGCCUAGAAACCGCCUUAGCGCCUUUUUGAACAUUGAGCAAUCCAACUCCCCAAGGCAACAGUGUUAGCUGUAGUUACCUGAAAUUUUGAAUCCAGGCAUUCAGCCUCUGUAUGGGCUUGAGAGAGAAGAUAAUGGGCAGUGGUUGGUCUGAUGCUGCACUCAGCGUUGUUCACCCCCAUUCCCAGCAGCGUGUAUGUGAUGCUUCAUUCAGUGUCCAAACUGAAGCUACUUGCAUAGAGUACCUUGAACAUGUACUGAUUUUACUGAAGGGGGAUGGAAUAAUGUAUUUGCCCUCCUAUAUCAAAACCUAAGCUGUGACUAUCCUUGUUUCAAGUGAAAUCAUGGCUCGAAAAGGAAAUCAAAGCAAAAGUGGCCCCAAUCAUGCUUCACCUAACUGGCAAAGUACAGCUGAUGGCGAUAUACUAGAUACACCAGAAAGGGGCAGCGUGGAUAGUGGAAACCCGAGCUCACAUGUUCAAGGCAGAUCUAAGGGUUCUGAAGGAAGCAGCGAGAAGAAAGGAAGCAGCAGCAAAAAGAACAACAGAAUCAAUAGCAUGCCAUCUCUGGGAAAACAGCCACAAAUGGAUACCAAUUGGGAUAUAAGCAGUUCAGAAGAGAAUGAGCUUCCAUCAAGAGGUACUAAAAACAGGAGAGGUAACAAGAAGUUCUCACGGUGUGGUUUUGGAAAAAGUUUUUCAAUAGAGCAGACUUCAUUGCCUGGAUUGGCAGGAAGUGUUUUGGAAAAGACCAGGUGCAUGGCCUGUAUGGCUUCAUCCCUUUUUAGAGCUUCCAUGAUGUAUCUAGUAGAAGAAGGUAAAAGAUUCAUUGACAGGAAAAGGCCAACAAUCAACACUUACAUGGCUAUUGCGAACAAAGGGCGUGCCUAUGCCUUAAGCAAGAUCAAGUAUGUUUAUCCCAUAGUUCGAGCCUGGAUGCUUAAUGCUGGAAGGUUGAUGUUGCUCUUGUUGACGGUUUGGUUAGACUGCAAUGUAAGGGGUUUUGAUUCUUUGCUGCGAUUGGGGACAAACUCCCUCCUUGCAGUACUUUGGUGCAGCAUGCUGUCAAUUUUUGCAAUGAUUGGGAUGAAAAAAAUGCUCAUAUUCAUGGUGAUUGCUGCUUCUGCAGUUGCCUUCAUUGGUCUAGGUUUUGCCAUCCUACUUAUAUCAGUGCUUGCAGUGGUGAUUUUGUGGUUUUAUGGAAGCUUUUGGACAACAAGUGCUGUAAUAGUUCUUGGAGGUGCUUCCUUUUUCUUGAAACGUGAACGGAUAGCUCUCCUUGUUGCCUGUUUAUAUUCAAUAUAUUGUGCAAGAAGCUAUGUUGGAUGGCUUGGAUUACUUUUGAGCCUCAACCUAUCUUUUUUUUCUAGUGACGUUCUAGUGCAAUUUUUAAAGAACAAAGUAGACAAUAAGAAAUCUUCUGGUUCUUCAAGGAGCUCAGAGCAAAGCUCAGAUAGAUCAAGCAACAUCUUUGAAGAAUUUAAGCCAUCAGCAGAUGGUACCUCACAAGCUGGAUAUGCUCGAGCCUCAGAUCGAAACCCUGGUGAUCCUUCAACAAGUGGAUCUGAGAAAGAGCUAACUUCUGAAGAUGAAGUGGCCCGUUUACUGAACUGCACUGACCACUAUUCGGCAUUAGGUUUCCGUCGAUACGAGAACAUAGAUGUGUCAUCUCUUAAGAGAGAAUACAAGAAAAAGGCUAUGUUAGUCCAUCCUGAUAAGAAUAUGGGCAAUGAUAAAGCUGCUGAUGCAUUUAAAAAGCUUCAAAAUGCAUAUGAGGUUCUUCUUGAUUCGUUGAAACGAAAGACAUAUGAUGAUGAGUUGAGGAGGGAGGAGCUCUUGAAUUACUUCAGACGGUUUCAGAAUGUUUCUCAAAAGAAUGGAAGAAACAGUACUUUUCAACAUGGGUUCAGCCCUUCUGAAGGUGUCGAUGAAGGUCCUUAUGGUCUUUCAAGAAGAAUAGCCUGCAAAAAAUGUGGCGACUUCCAUCUUUGGAUUUAUACAGGAAGAGCUAAAUCUCAAGCUAGAUGGUGUCAGGACUGCAAGGAUUUUCAUCAAGCUAAAGAUGGCGAUGGAUGGGUUGAACAGUCCUUUCAACCUGUUUUAUUUGGCAUGCUGCAGAAGCUAGAUUUACCUCACGCCUAUGUUUGCGCAGAAAGCUACAUAUUUGAUGUCACUGAGUGGUUCAACUGUCAGGGAAUGAGAUGCCCAGCAAACACUCACAAGCCAAGCUUUCAUGUCAAUGCCAGCAUGGCAAAGCAGAGUAGUGGCAAAGGGAGCUCCUCUGCACAGAGGGGUGGUAAGGUCCCGAAUGGCGCAAACAUGGAUGGAGAACUCAACGAGGAAGAGUUCUUUGAGUGGUUCCAGAACGCUGUAAAUUCUGGCAUGUUCGAAACUACAUUUGGUGCACAAGGUGACCCGACUUCACCUGGUGGUGGAAGCAAUGGAAAGGGUGGCGGUAGUAGCAGUAGGAAAAAAAGAAAAGGAAAGAAACACUGGUAAGUGAUGCGAAGCAGGUUGGUUCUGGCGAUAACAACUGGGGGCAGAGAUGAAAAGGAAGCAGAAUAAAAAAAUUUGAUUAUGGAAUACAACUCUGAAAAGUUGGUCCCGACUUGAUGGUCGGCAACCUCGGAGCUCCACUGAAAAUGCCGGUUCCAACAUGUAAGAGUGUUGGCGGAUCAUUAAUCUAUCGCCGUGACCAUUGGGACCUUGCUUGUGACAUGUUGCGAAAAGCUACAAUUGAAAUGCAAAAUGCAUGUAUAUAUAUUAUUAAGAUUAUACUUCCUCCGUUCCAAUUGUAGACCAUUUUGUCAAAUCUAGAUAUAUAGUUAUUUCUACUCACACAGAUACAUACUAGGUCCGAAUACAUAGCAAAAACUAUGCAUUUAGAUUUGAUGGAACAAUCUACAAUUUGGAACGGAAGGAGUAUACGUUUAUGUGUGCAUAAAUUGCAGGUCAUACAACAUGAGCUGCAUUAUACUA